Paramecium pentaurelia is the source of this 705-nucleotide messenger RNA. Lineage: Eukaryota; Ciliophora; Oligohymenophorea; Peniculida; Parameciidae. The record is from the annotation of a GenBank genome assembly.
AAUGAUCUGGAGUAUCAGUUUUGUUUUAUUCUAGAUUAUCAAAAGGAUUUCAUAUAUCCUUGAGCUGGAAAAAGUCUUUAAAAUUUUAAGAGAGAAAUCUUUAAUAAGUAAAAGAUGGGAAAGUCAAAAAAAAAUAAACAAAAAUUGAGCCACAUUAUGAUUCGUUUAUAGAAGAAGAGAAUAUAGGAUGAAAAAAUUUAAACUAAGAUACGUUCUCAUCAAAUCAAAAUAACUUAGUUAAGUUAAAAAGAAUCAAUUUACAAUGUUUAAUGGGAGGCAUCAAUAUUUAAAAAAUAUAGAAUAGAUAAUGAGAAAAUGCUUUAUUAUUAUUCAUUAAAAAAGUAAUUUUUUUGUUUUUGGAUGAAACAAUAAUGGGUUAUGCAGGCAAAGUGUUUGAGGUUUGGAAAUAUAAAUAGUAUUUUUGAUGAGAGUCUUAAAAAAAUUCUUAUCUUCCAAAGACUAUUUUGUAAGGCAUUCUAUAACAUUAAUGACUCCAAAGAAAUUAUAGUCAAGAAAGAAUUUCGUCAAUACUUCAUGCUCCUACUAAAAAGCUAAUGUAAACCUUUUUUUGCUGAGUGCAGCCUAAACAAAGAGUCUAACUGAAGAUAAUGUGGUAAUCAAAAAAGUUAUCACUCCAAAAAUUAUAUAGUAAUUUGAAAGCUAUUCUUAGGCUAUGUUGGAUCAAAUGGAUUUCUUAAUUAUGAA